Molecule: messenger RNA, 384 nt
Organism: Akanthomyces muscarius
Lineage: Eukaryota; Fungi; Ascomycota; Sordariomycetes; Hypocreales; Cordycipitaceae
Exons: 1
Coding region: 1-384 (127 amino acids)
Source: RefSeq, a predicted model, not a curated record
AUGAAAGAGUGUCAAGUCUUCCAAAUCAUCCUCUUGAACGAAAGCGUCAGCAUCUUUGUCCAGUACGAGGAAAAUAGCGGCGGCUCCAUCUUUUCCUUUUCUGGGACGGGCGAGGAGCCUCGGUACGUCAUUCAGGACAUCAAGGCGAACCCGUUUCUGGAUCCUCGGUAUGCUGGAUCCAAGCUGCUCGGCACCAUGAGCAAGGACGACAUUGACGAGGCGUGGAGACUGUGCCAAGCGUACGUCGAGGACAAGGAGAACAAGAAGAAGCACGAGGAGAUUACGGACUGGUGCGUGGCGGCGGCGGCGAUGCUCGACAAGGAGGGCUUGGUUGGGGCCAAGGAAUGGUGGACUUUGCCCACGAUCAAGAAAAUGGAUCCCUAG